Molecule: messenger RNA, 267 nt
Organism: Cooperia oncophora
Lineage: Eukaryota; Metazoa; Nematoda; Chromadorea; Rhabditida; Trichostrongylidae
Source: the annotation of a GenBank genome assembly
AUGACACCUCCACUCAUUCCGCCUCGAGGUGAAGUGAACGCAGCUGACGCCUUUGACAUUGGCAAUUUUGACGAUGACGAAGUAAAAGGAGUGAAGCACAAACCUUUAUCAUCCGCUGUUGCUGUUGAUAUUGACAUGGUCCUGUUUGCGCUCUACGCUAGAGCGGAUUAUCCUGUAAAAAUGGCGGGAAGGGGCAAAAAAAAAACCCUGUUCCGCAUAAGUAUAAUUUUCCAAAAGCGAGCCAUGCGGGAUGCUGGGAAGAAGUAA